Molecule: messenger RNA, 1206 nt
Organism: Saccharomycopsis crataegensis
Lineage: Eukaryota; Fungi; Ascomycota; Saccharomycetes; Ascoideales; Saccharomycopsidaceae
Gene: DEG1
Product: pseudouridine synthase DEG1
Exons: 1
Coding region: 1-1206 (401 amino acids)
Biological process (GO): tRNA pseudouridine synthesis; mRNA pseudouridine synthesis
Cellular component (GO): cytoplasm; nucleus
Molecular function (GO): pseudouridine synthase activity; RNA binding
Source: RefSeq, a predicted model, not a curated record
AUGAACAGUUUGCGAAGAUUGUUGGGAAAAUUCAUCAAAAUGGACAAAAACGACUACCAUGCCUGGGAUAAACAGAAAUUGAUCGAAAGAAUCCAGCAAUUGGAAUCGUCGAUAACUGCAAAACAGCAGCAGACAAAACAACCAAAAAAGGAAUUUGACUUCUCUAAACAUCAUACCCGAUUCAUUGCCCUUAAAUUCUCAUAUCUCGGAUGGAACUAUAACGGAUUGGCCUACCAAACCCACGAGACCGAAUUACCCACCGUGGAAGAAACCGUUCUUAAGGCAUUAGAGAAGUGUAAACUCAUUCCAUCGAUGAACCCCAAUGAUUUCAAGUUUAGUCGAUGUGGAAGAACCGACAAAGGGGUCAGCGCCAUGAACCAGGUUAUUUCUUUAAAUGUCCGUUCGAAUUUGUCAUCAGAAGAACAAAAGGACCCGGCAAACGAUUUCAAAGAACUCAAUUAUAUCCAAACGUUGAAUAAAUUGGUGCCUCAUGACAUCCGGUUUAAAGCGGUGUGCUUACGGCCUCCAAAGGACUUUGACGCAAGAUUCAGUUGUCAGUAUCGUCAUUAUCGAUAUUUCUUCCACAAGGAUGAUUUGGAUAUUGAGUUAAUGAGACUAGCAGCAAAGAAAUACGAAGGUGAGCACGACUUCCGGAAUUUCUGUAAGAUCGAUGGGAGUAAACAGAUCCAUAACCAUGUUAGAACAAUGCUAUCAUCGGAUAUCGUGGCCUACAAUGAAGAGUUUUACUAUUUUGAUUUACAAGGACGGGCAUUUUUAUGGCAUCAAGUAAGAUGUAUGGUGGCUAUUUUGUUUUUGGUGGGGUCGAAGUUGGAAAAGCCCGAAAUCAUUGAUUGGUUGUUUGAUGUGACUAAUAAUCCUCGAAGACCAGUGUAUGAUAUGGCCAAUGAUCUUCCAUUGGUAUUGUACGAUUGUAAAUAUAAAAAUGAUGUUGAAUGGACCACCAUGCAGACCCAAGAUAGGUUUGCGUAUGCACAAUGGUUAGAAUCAAACUUGAAACACAAUAUCUCCAGUGUUUUCUACGAUUAUUUCCUAUCGGUACCUGCAGUGGCCGAUUCACGAACCGUGGUGAACGUUGGAGAUGGGAAAAGAAAACCUGUUGGGAAGUACAUUGAGUUGAAGAACCGUCAGAAGUUGGAGACCGUCGAGGCCCAAAAUGCAAAAUUCAAGAAGAGAAAACUCAAAUGA